Messenger RNA from Tachyglossus aculeatus (Australian echidna), 657 nucleotides. RefSeq names its product mitochondrial ribosomal protein L14 (gene MRPL14). Gene Ontology annotation, cellular component: ribosome; mitochondrion. The transcript has 4 exons. The coding region runs from base 199 to 642 and encodes 147 amino acids. Lineage: Eukaryota; Metazoa; Chordata; Mammalia; Monotremata; Tachyglossidae. Gene Ontology annotation, biological process: translation. Gene Ontology annotation, molecular function: structural constituent of ribosome. The record is from RefSeq and is a predicted model, not a curated record.
CCCUCACCCGAAAUGGCGGGAGGCGGGGCGCGCAGGCGCAGUGGGGCUCCUGAUACAGCGCGGCUCCUUCCCUGGAUAUAACGCGGCGGCGGUGAAACGGGCCCCGCAUCCUCGAGUCGGAUACAAGCCUGAGUACUGUACUGAACUCCUCCCAAGCACUUAGUACGGUGUGACGCGGAUCUGGGAUCCGGAAUCGCGAUGGCUUUCUGUCCUUGGGGAGCCUGGGGGUCGGCGCUAAACCGCGUGGGCCGAGCGCUAAGCCAGCACCAUUUCAGCACGAGCCAAAGCCACGGCGCCAUCCAGAAGCUGACCCGCGUGCGCGUGGUGGAUAACAGCCCCAUGGGGAACACCCCUUACCACCGCCCUCCCCGCUGCAUCCACGUCUACAACAAGACCGGCGUGGGCAGAGUGGGCGACAGGAUCCUGCUGGCCAUCAGGGGACAGAAGAAGAUGGCCCUGAUCGUCGGGCACCGCAGGCCCGGGGCCCCCAUGAGCCCCAGGUUCGACUCCAACAACGUGGUCCUCAUCGAGGACAACGGCAACCCCGUGGGGACGCGGAUCAAGACCCCCAUCCCGAGCAGCCUGCGCCGGCUGGAAGGGGAGUACUCCAAGGUGUUGGCCAUCGCCCAGACGUUCGUGUGAGCCCGGGGCGGGGGG